CUAUCACGCUCUUGGAAUAGAGUGAGAAAAAGAUAGAGGGAGGUCAGGCAGUGUGGAGUGUGCUUCAUUUCUGUGUAAACUGAAACCUCAGGCUUGACUGGGGAACUGUAGGAGGACGGUAACCACCGGGGGCUGUCCACAGUCAAACGUUCACACGGCAUAUACUGUACAGCCUGAUAUCCUGGAGACACUGCAAAACAACACAACAACACAGACCUUCACUCCGCACCCAGUUGGAUUUGGAUGAGAUUUGCAAGCCCCGGAGAGAGGUCCAGGAACCUUUUGCAGAGGUUCUGCUUUGCUGAAAUGAUGUUUCUCCUCAGGUCAUAAGCUGAGAAAGUGGGAUCUAGAAAGAAAACGUGCUCCGGGGGGACUUAUUUCUAUGCUGCACAAUUUUUUUCCUGUGUGUCUUAGAACACUUCUGUUGAGCGCUGCAUGAUACUAUAUGUGCCUAAAACGCAAGGACCUUUUCAGUUUUUGGCAGACACUGAGUGCAGCACGCUGUUGUGUGAAGAAGAUUUGGCUGCAGCACCCUGAGAGGCUCCAGGAAAUGUGCUAUGACAUCAGCAGUGGUGGAGAGUGGAGGCCUGGUGUUUGACUUUACCAGUAAUGGAAUGGAGACCCAACAGCAGCAGGAGGCAGAGACGGGUCCCGGCUCCCCUGCAGUGAUCGUGGAGCCAGUCCCAAGUACCAGGCUUGACCAAGGCUAUGCAGCACAAAUAUUGGUGUAUAACGAUGAAACCUAUUUGAUGCAAGAUGUAGCAGAAGAACAGGAGAUUGAGACAGAUUCAUCAGAAACAGUCGAAGCAUCUGUUCAUAGCAGUCAUGUUCACUGCACAGAUAAGACAAUUGAGGCAGCAGAGGCAUUACUCCAUAUGGAUUCUCCAACCAGCCUGAGGGAUGAGAAGAACAGUGUCCAGGUAUUUGUGCCACCCUGUGUGUCGACUCCAGAAUUUGUUCAUGCCGCCAUGAGGCCUGAUGUGAUCACGGAGACGGUGGUGGAAGUGUCUACAGAGGAGUCUGAGCCAAUGGACACGUCUCCUGCGUUACCACUACUAGAGUCCCCAGAGCCAACUAAAAAGAAGAAAGCUGGUCGAAAACCAAAGAACCAGCAGUCUGGGUUGCCAGAUAGUCCGUCGGAACUGUCUGUGAAAAAGAAGGCUAGAGAAGGGAAGGGGAACACUACUUACCUCUGGGAGUUCCUCCUCGAUCUACUACAAGACAAAAACACCUGCCCGCGAUACAUCAAGUGGACUCAGCGGGAAAAGGGCAUCUUCAAGUUGGUUGACUCUAAGGCAGUCUCCAAGCUUUGGGGCAAACACAAGAACAAGCCAGACAUGAAUUAUGAGACAAUGGGUAGGGCACUAAGGUAUUAUUACCAAAGAGGGAUCCUGGCCAAGGUGGAAGGGCAGCGCUUGGUCUAUCAGUUCAAAGAGAUGCCCAAGAACCUCGUAAUUAUUGAUGAAGACAAAACGGAUCCUAACGUAGGAUCCUAUCCAUCUGAAAUACGAACUGAUGCAACUGGUAACUUAUCUGAGGUGAUGUCUCCAUCCUCGGAAAAUAUCGCCUCUCCCAUUGCUUCAAAAAUACUGUUGCCUUCGCGAGGAGCGCGGCACCCCGCUCACCAGAGUGUGGUGAAGAUGGGGAGGGCCACAACGGUGAAGGUCUCGUCAUCUGGUCACGGUGGAGUUUUAUCACAGGUGCCUCCAACUUCCCUUCCGGUAGUAACCACAACAGUUCCAAGCAGCAGAGCUGUUCGUGUUGCAAUGCAGGUGCCUGUUGUCAUGACCUCUUCCGGCCAGAAGUUUUCAACGGUGGCUGUUCAGUCAAUGAACCCAGUUUCAACUGUAAUAACCAGCACAAACACAACCGUCUCUACUCCAAAGGUUCUUAUCCAAACUAUCCCUACAAUGGUGCCUGCUACUACAGUAGAGAAUGGAGACAAAAUCACUAUCCAGCCAGCAAAAAUCAUCACCAUCCCCGCCACUCAGAUCACCCAGUGUCACUUACAGACAAAGUCGGGCUUGGCUACAACUGGGAGUAUUAACAUCGUUGGAGCACAGGCAGCGAUUCGGGCUCUUUCUCCUAUGUCAAUAGCAGGAGGGACACCUGUAAUGAGACUAGCGGUGCCUGCCCAGCAGUCUACAGGCCAGAACCCUGCUCGAGUUAUUACUGCUGUCUUAAAAGGGGCAGAGGUCAAGCCAGAAAGCACAGCUACAAAGGUGGGAGCAGAUCUUCAUAAUCUGCCUGUGAUAAAGGAAGAGCGUUCAGUGGAGGGUAGCAAGACUGUGACUCGCUGGGUGGUUGUCAGUGCACCCUCAGCUAUUGCCCUCCCAUUAACAAUGAAAACAGAGGCAGAAGCCACAGUGACUGGGGAGAAAUAAUGGUACAGCCGUUAGGAGAUGAAAGAUUGUCUCAAGACUUUGAGGAAUGUUUGUUUCCAGCAGGUGUCAAACUUUUUUCUCCCAUCCCAUUCUUCAUUGUGGGAUUUGAGCCACAUCAUCAAAUGCUGACGAAGAAACUGAAUAGGAACAAAUGAAAUUUCAAUGAAUUCAUUUGCAAUUAAAUGCAUAAUGAUCUAAAAGAAGGGACCACAUGUUUCACUACGUUUUCCAUCUACACUACAGAAUUCUGGAAACACUAAUAUCUUGAUGACUGGUUUGGAAUGUUUCUCUGAAAAUUGCAUAAGCUUUAAAGCACCAGUGCUGUCAAGAAUUUGUGACCUGCUCCUAACAGACAACUUCAUUGUAAGGUCCUGGCUAUGCAUUGUACUGGAGGUCUUGAGCUGAAAUGUGAUCCUAUUGAGACUGUUCAAAAAAUUACAGUCACUGAUGUUUUGGGCAGAAGACCAUUGUCUUUCUAACAUAACCUUCCAAUCUCAUCUAGUUUUGUAUUAUAAAUAUAAAACUAAUAAACCUGACUUUUGAGUAGUAACUCAUUCAUCCAUUUUAAGAGCACUAUUUAUCAUUCUUUAAUUUAAAGCUCUCUAACUUCUUUUUCCCUUGACGUUUUAUAUAGUACCCCGUUUCUUCAAUCCCCUUUGGGUAGGGAUUUUCCAUAUCCAGGAGUUGGCUGUACAGCUCUUUCCUUAAAACUAAUUUUAAUUUUAAGAAAUUUAAUUUUGAAAAAUGCUGAUAUUAAACUUUCACUUGCAAAAUGGUUCAUGUUUCUGUUGCAGAAUCAUGAUGUAAUUGAAACUGCUGACAGACAGUCAGCAUGUGGCUUGCCAGAACCUUGCAAUUCUGAAGUUUGUUAAAUUGGUUCCUUGCAAGCAAGUUGCUCGGUCUUUUGAAUUAAAUGCUGCAUAUCAUAUUUCAGAUGCAUAUCAACCUUUGCUUAAAUAACACUGUGCACAGUACUUUUAUUUCUACUGGUGCUAAGUGAAUUCUCUUAUUUAAAAAAACUGUAUAGAAUGUGAAGGAUUAAGUUGAAAUAGAAGUUACUGCUUUUAUUUUGAGAGAGAGAGAGGGGUAUGAUGUAUUUGUAGGAUUUGUAUAAUUACAGUUAGUGAGCAAUGUUAAUCGACAGCUUGAGUUUUUCCAUUUAAAAAAAUAAGCUAUGUGUAAGAACUAGCUUUUUUGUUUAAAGCUCUUUUUAAUCUUACAAAAAACACAGUAUUGUUAUGGAGUAACAUGUUAUUUUAUGGUAGUUAGAGCCAUCCAGAUACAUGGUUUGUGGUCAAGUGACAGACCUUUUGGUUAUAACCUUUUUUCUUAAAAUAAUGCCUGUGUCACUUUGCCUUGGUGUACGUAUAAACAUUUCGUUUUCUUUCAACACCACAAGGUCAUGUUCAGUCUAGCUUUGUGCAAUGAGCAGUUUUUUUUUCAGGUAGUUCUAAACCUGCUGACUUCAGUUAAAGAGGAAGUCUUGCCAUCAGGACCCAACAUUUUAUUUUAAGUAGUUGUUACAAGUAAUCAUAAUUCACAUCCUUUUGUUCCAUCAACUUUUAUAAUCACUUUUUGUUUACACAAUGAAGAACAACUUUUUUGUUUGGUAGGGGAUUUAUGAUACUGGUUAGAUCAGGUAUUGAACCUGCCCAUGAAGACAGAGGUACCAUUAGGGGCUGGAGCAUUUUUGGAUUAACAUUCAGUCACUGCUAUUCAGCUCUGACAUGGUAACUAACUCCCUUGGAUCCUGGAUUUCAUCAGUACUCACUGUUCAAUAGAAUUCAAAUCUGAAACUAAUGGACCAAAACUAGAUGUUGAACCCUCCACACCCACCUGCUUUUUAAAACUGGAUUCUGGUAUUGAACCUCCCUCCUUAAUGGGGGGGGAGAUUACCAGUGUUCUGACUGAAAAUGUUUGUACAGUUUCAACAUUUGAAGUAUAUUCUAUUUUGUUGUACUCUUGUUUCAAAGUGUAUUCAAGUAGAUUUUACCAAAAUAUAAGUGAAUCCUGUUUUGAUUGUGCUUUGGUAAAGAAAUACAAAAGUAAA
This is a messenger RNA of Chiloscyllium plagiosum (whitespotted bambooshark), 4434 nucleotides long. RefSeq names its product ETS-related transcription factor Elf-2. Gene Ontology annotation, biological process: regulation of transcription by RNA polymerase II; cell differentiation. Gene Ontology annotation, cellular component: nucleus. Gene Ontology annotation, molecular function: sequence-specific DNA binding; DNA-binding transcription factor activity, RNA polymerase II-specific. NCBI's taxonomy places the organism in Eukaryota, Metazoa, Chordata, Chondrichthyes, Orectolobiformes, Hemiscylliidae. The record is from RefSeq and is a predicted model, not a curated record.